AUGGCGACUCAUAUGGUAGAAGGAUUGCCUCGGGUGAGGGUCAGUAAACUCGUAAACAUAGCGGAUGUCAUCGUGGUUGUUGGUGAAGCCAAACUGGUGGAGGCCAAAGCCCAAAUUCCCCUCCUGACCACUCCGCCCGCUCUUCCUCUCCUUUUUCCCAGGUCCCCGGCGCCGCCGCCCAACGUCCCCACCAAGCACCACCCGUCCGCCACUGCCACCGCCUCCCUCUCCCUCUCCACCCGCGCGCGCGCCGCCUCCCCCAGCGCCCCGUCCCCCUCGCCGUCUCCUCCGGCAGACGGGGUCGGCCCCGCGGCGCCGACGCGGGGCGACGUGUACCUGGGGCGGCAGCUCGCGGCCGCGGCCGCGGCGGGCGCCCGCACGCGCGCACCGGAGGAGGACGUCGAGAGGCGCCGCCGCCGCAAGGAGAAGCGGAGGGCCCUGGCCAAGAAGAUGACCCCAACACACACACUCCCGCUCCCAUCCUCUUCUCCCGGGAUGCAAGCAGCUGCAAGGAAGGGCGCGGCGGCGGCGGCGGCAGCGUCGGCGUCCUUCCACUCCACCGCCGCGGCGCUCUCAAAAUCCACGCCUCGUAUCCGGUUCAACGUCCGAGAAAAGCGCACAGACGCGAAGAAUGCCCUUAAGAACAUUCUGCUUACCAGAGCAUGGACUAACAUGACACAGUGUGUUUCCUUUUGCCUGUCGUCGCUGUCGGCAGUGAAAAUUCGAUGCCAAAUCACACCUGAUGGCUGAUGUAGUGUCUGCACUAGGAAAUGAAAUUCUAAAGUGACGAUUUGUUUAUCUUGACUGUAUGAUUGCUGGACAUGACAACAUUGUCUUGUUUGUAUCCUGUGUGAGCGGAAGAAGAGGCACAACCAACUGAAGACCGUGCUAUGCGGGCGGUGCAAGCUGCUGUCGCACGGAAGGUGUUUGACAAAAUGACCAAGUAAGCUAUUUUUGGCUUACAUGAAGGGAUGCAUGCUCUUCAUCUUGCAGGCUGGCAGCGGUGUUCGCAAAUCACCACGGAGAAAGUAAAGAUCUCGAGAGGAUUCCGUUUGUUUGCUCUAUGUAUUGUCUUUCGAAGUGCAGGAAAAAACACAAAAAAAUUCUAGUUUAUUUUACUGCCUUUUGUAGUAAAAGAAAAUGAAAAUCACAAAAAAAAUGUUUGUUUCUCUGCCUUUUGUACUAAUGGAGAGGGAAAGUCACAAAAAAAUGUUUGUUUUUAGGGUCGAGCAGUCAGUUGGUUUGUUGCUCACUCAGAAAUGUUUUUGGUUUUGGGGGGUUCGAUGUGUACAUUGUGCAUCAGCAUACACUGCUAGCUGCCCGUGGAGAUCAGCACUAAAGAAUAAACAAAUCCUGGUAAUUCUUUCAUCUA
Molecule: messenger RNA, 1372 nt
Organism: Triticum aestivum (bread wheat)
Lineage: Eukaryota; Viridiplantae; Streptophyta; Magnoliopsida; Poales; Poaceae
Exons: 5
Coding region: 1-750 (249 amino acids)
Source: RefSeq, a predicted model, not a curated record